Brugia malayi is the source of this 1005-nucleotide messenger RNA. RefSeq names its product protein phosphatase methylesterase 1, putative. The record is from RefSeq and is a predicted model, not a curated record. Gene Ontology annotation, molecular function: protein methylesterase activity. Bases 1 to 1005 code for a protein of 334 amino acids. NCBI's taxonomy places the organism in Eukaryota, Metazoa, Nematoda, Chromadorea, Rhabditida, Onchocercidae. The transcript is spliced from 7 exons. Gene Ontology annotation, biological process: protein demethylation.
AUGAGUUCACUGCGCAAAGAUGUUUUGGCAAGGAAAGGAUUACCAACAGUGAGUGAAGAUGGAAGUAACGUUGCAGCAGGGACAGUUCCAUCAACGAGUAAAGGACUUCGUCGUGGUACUAUGAUGGAUGUAACACCACUCGAAUGGAAUGAAUUUUUUGAUAGGAAGCUUAGUUUGAACGUUAGCGACGGUGUUUUUUGCGUUUAUACAAAAGGAGACGUUGGACCCAUCUUUUACAUGCUUCACGGCGGAGGUUAUUCUGGUCUAACAUGGGCAGCCGUAACAGAGAAGCUUUCAUCACAACUACAGUGCCGAAUAGUAGCACCAGACUUGCGAGGUCACGGUGAUACAAUUACAACGGACGAGCAGGAUUUAUCUACCGAACGUCAAACAGAAGAUAUUGUGGAAAUACAUAAAAAUAUAUGUGCAGGCGAAGCAACUCCGACAUUUAUAAUAGGACAUAGUAUGGGUGGUGCCCUUGCAGUACAUGUAGCAGCUAGUGGUCGUUUAAAGACUGUGAUCGGUAUUGCUGUCAUUGAUGUUGUAGAAGGUACAGCUAUGGAAGCACUGACCACGAUGAAACAUUUUUUAAAAAGUCGACCGCAAAAAUUUGGAAGCGUCGGUGCCGCAGUAGAAUGGUGCUGUAAAUCGGGAACGGCGAAAAAUUCUCGAGCUGCUCGUGUAUCUAUGCCUGCUCAAAUUAAAAAGACUGGCGAUUUGUAUACAUGGAGAAUUGAUUUGUCUAAAACGGAGCCGCAUUGGAUUGGAUGGUUCAAGGGCCUUUCCAAACUAUUUCUCGGCUGUCGUGUACCGAAGCUUCUAGUUCUUGCUGGCAUUGAUAGGCUGGACACCGAUUUAAUUGUAGGACAGAUGCAGGGCAAAUUUCAAGAAACGAUACUGCCGAAAGCAGGUCAUGCCGUGCAAGAGGAUUCUCCAGAAGAUCUUGCCGAUACGCUAGCAGGCUUUGCGUUCCGAAAUCGAUUUUGUCGUCCAGCGGAUUUUUGA